This is a messenger RNA of Pezoporus occidentalis (night parrot), 5109 nucleotides long. RefSeq names its product microtubule associated serine/threonine kinase like (gene MASTL). Lineage: Eukaryota; Metazoa; Chordata; Aves; Psittaciformes; Psittacidae. The record is from RefSeq and is a predicted model, not a curated record. Gene Ontology annotation, molecular function: ATP binding; protein serine/threonine kinase activity. Gene Ontology annotation, biological process: intracellular signal transduction; peptidyl-serine phosphorylation. The transcript has 12 exons. The coding region runs from base 105 to 2837 and encodes 910 amino acids.
ACACUCCCGCUUCCUCCCCCGCGCCCGUCCGUUGGCCGGCUACCCCGAGGGGCGGGGCUCGCGCCGCUUUGAAUCGGUGUCGGGCGCCAGGGCCGGGACGCGACAUGGGGACGGUGGAGCCGGUGGUCGAGGCCCGGCCCGAGGAAGGGGAUGGCAUUGUCGCGGCUGGUCCGAGGCGCCUGGAGGUUCCUCGGCCACCCUCCAUCGAGGAGUUCACCAUCGUGAAGCCCAUAAGCCGUGGCGCCUUCGGGAAGGUGUACCUGGGCCGCAAGGCAGGGAGGCUUUAUGCCGUGAAGGUGAUGAAAAAAGCAGAUAUGAUCAACAAAAACAUGGUUCACCAGGUCCAGGCAGAGAGGGAUGCAUUGGCUCUCAGUAAAAGUCCUUUCAUUGUGCAUUUAUACUACUCACUUCAGUCAGCUAAUAACGUCUAUUUAGUGAUGGAGUACCUUAUUGGUGGAGAUGUCAAAUCUCUUCUCCAUAUUUAUGGAUAUUUUGAUGAAGAAAUGGCUGUUAAGUAUAUUUCUGAAGCGGCAUUGGCUCUUGAUUAUCUUCACAGGCAUGGGAUAAUCCACAGGGAUCUGAAGCCAGACAAUAUGCUCAUUUCUAAUCAGGGCCAUAUAAAGUUGACAGACUUUGGGCUUUCCAGAGUUACUCUGAAUAGAGAGAUAAAUAUGAUCGAUAUCCUUACUACACCAUCAAUGGCAAAGCCAAAGCAGGACUACUCGCGUACUCCAGGACAAUUGUUGUCUCUCAUCAGUUCUCUGGGUUUUUAUACGCCUGUUGGAAUGAAAAUGCCGGAGUACAAGUCAAGCGAAUCAUCUGAGAGUCUGCAUGGAAUGGUUUCUCCCUUACCUGUGGUCCAAAAGGAAGAAACCCCUCUUUCAACUAAAUUAUUCAAAACAUAUCUUGAUACUUCUCCAUUAACUCCUGUGAUGCCAGUGAGAAGUUUAACUCCUACUCUGCUUCAGUCAAGAAAAAGGUUUGGUACCUCCAGUGCCAGUAGUCAAUCCCAAAAAUACCUGUCUGGUAUGGAAUCGGGAUGCUGCAGCAGCCCCAGGUGGGAGAAAGAUGUAGAGCAAAGUGAAGAUGAACCAUGUUCUACAACAGGCAAACCAAGUAACAGUGGGUCAACUCUCCUUUCAAAUGUAGAAUUACAGAAUAGCAAAGGUUUGAAUAUUUUAAAGACAAAAGAACUGGAGUCUGCCAUUUCUCCCAUCAGCAGCAAUGACUCUGGCAAUCAGCAGAAGUUGGGAAGUGAACGUUCUGAUAUAACAAAUACUCCUGUGACCGCACUGGAUAUGAAAGGCAUAGUCAGAAAAUGUCUUUCUGAAAAAAAGAUUUGGGAGGAAAAACUCUUCAUAAGUGAAAGAGAUAGGACUAAUGAAACACCAGAAGCUUCCAAUGGACGACAGUCAUGGUCAAGGCAGAAUGAGCCUGUCGAGCCUAUUAAAAAGGAAGAGAUUUUUGAAAAGCCAGGUGUAAAAAGAAGCUUUGAAUUAGUUGACACUAGUCCUUCUGAGGAGCUUAACUAUGUUAAGAAAAGCAAUGCAGAAUAUAAACGUGGCUGUCAGAUCAUAGAAUUUCCAGCACAUAAAAGGACAGGUUUGACAACAGAAAUUCAAUCCUUAAUGCUUCGUGAUGAUGGAUGCCUACAGGACACCUGCAAAAGCAAGGAACAAAUUCAGAGUCUUAUUGGUAACCAGAAAACAAUGGAAAGUUCGCUUAUUUCAGUUAUAGCCAAAAAUCUUGCAUGUGAUCUGGAUGCUGACUAUGAAAAGGAUAAUAAAAAGGAGUAUAUGAACUCAAGUUUUUUUGGCAGUGAUGAUGAAAAGCCUUCAGGAAUCCUCAGUGCAGAUUCUGACUUGUCGUUUCCUGAAAUGUCUGUUGCAGAAAACCAUUUAGAAAAGCAUCUUUUAGAUUUGGACAGAAGUGUUAAAGACCUUUCCUUUGAGCAACUAGAACCAGAAGGCGUGCUUGUAACAUCACCGAAGUCCCAAGAUGCCACACAAAAUGGAGAGGAAGCACAUGCUGUCCAGGAAUACAAGCCAUUACCUGAUGAAAAGGGUAAUGACCAAAAACACAUGAAAGAAACUCACCAUGAGAUAGUAUCUUCUCCUUCAGAAAAGAUGAUGGAAGCACUGAAUAUGUUAAAAAAAAAUGCUGUUGUUUUUCGAAGUUAUAAUAGCCCAAUUAAUAUGUCCAAUAUAUCUGAGCCAUGUAGCAUGGCUUCCUUAGAUAUAAUGGAUGUUUCACCUGCUUGUAGUGGCUCUUACCCAACAGCUAUUACUCCAUUACAGAAAGGAAGGCCAUACCAAGUCUAUCAGACACCUCAUCAGGGAGAUGCUGGCACACCGUAUAGGACUCCAAAGAGUGUAAGAAGAGGAGCUGCUCCAGUAGAAGGUGAACGCAUCCUGGGGACCCCAGACUACCUGGCACCUGAGCUGCUUUUGACAAAGCCUCAUGGUUCUGCUGUAGACUGGUGGGCCCUUGGAGUUUGUCUGUUUGAGUUUCUAACUGGAAUUCCACCUUUUAAUGAUGAAACACCAACACAAGUCUUCCAAAAUAUUUUGAAGAGAGAUAUUCCGUGGCCUGAGGGUGAAGAAAAGCUGUCUGAUAAUGCCCAAAAUGCAAUAGAUAUUCUUCUAACAAUUGACAGUACUAAGAGAGCUGGACUGAAGGAACUAAAAAAUCACCCUUUCUUUCAUGGUGUGGACUGGGAUAAUCUACAAAAUCAAACUAUGCCAUUUAUACCUCAGCCGGAUGAUGAAACUGAUACUUCUUACUUUGAAGCUAGGAAUAAUGCUCAGCACCUGACUGUGUCUGGAUUUAGCUUAUAGCAUCAAGAUAAGUGAGCCUUCUCCAUGUUUUUGCACAUUUACAGGUUGUCCUACUACACUAGCUUGGUCUUAAGCAAGUUUCCUUGCCAAAUUUAGAGUGUGCUUUAAGUUAACAGUCUGGUUUUAUUAUUGUAUCCUUUAUUCUAAAGUGAAACUACUGUAUGAAUCUUAGCUGGUAUCAAGUGCCUUCAUGCUACAUUUUCUCGCUUACUGCACCUUACUAGGAGACCAGAACGUUGUAUUUCUUGGAGCUGAUAACACUUGGCAAUGAUGGGACUUUUUUCAUAGCAAUGAGUAACUCCAGCAAGGUGGUAUGAAGUUAUUUCCUCCUUAAACAUAGUGGGGAAAGGACAUGAGUGCAUGUAAACUGUAGCUAAUUAUAACUUACCUAUUGGUGGGUUGGUGUGAUGGCAGCCUUGUCUGGGAGUAAACCAUUCUGGUCAGUUUACUUAUACAGCCACUGUACAAAACUGUUUCUAUUUCAGGUGGGAAAUUGAAAUGUUAAUGCAGUGUUGAAAUGUUUGUCUUCUGUUUAUCUUAUCCCAAGAAGGGGUGGGAAGAGGCAGUGUUGCUCAAAGCUAACUCAAUGAGAUGUGGUGUUGACAUUGACAGCAGCUGUCCUGGAGAAGGAUACUUGGGGAAGUCCAAAUGCUGUUUAAAUUGUUGCACUGUAACCACUUGCACCAUACCUAGAUGGAUUGGACAGUAUAUGUUUUAGCAAUUACUCAUUUUAAAUAGAAAAUUCUGAGUGUGUGUGUGUGUGCUCACUCAUGUUGGAUGAUAGAAAACAAAAUCACCUGAGUGUUUGCCAGUAAGUGAAGUAGUAUUCAUACUGAAGCUGCUGUAUAUUAAAGACAGCAACAUACUGUAAACAGGCUGUUCUGUAAACUCAAUAACCAGAUCUUAGAUGUUACUAGAACUUACAUUACAAGUGUAUAUUAAGUAUUCUAAAUCCUAAUUAGGGGGAUAUAUUUGAAUCUAUUUUUAAAUGCAACAUACAACUUGCAUCUGCUAGGUUUUAGAGGUUUAUUUGCACAUCAUUCUGUUUUAAUCACUUUUAAUAUUUUUCUUGCAUAGGUAUCUUUGUCAGCUGACUUAUUGAAGAGGUUUGUGUUUGAGGUUUGUACUUGUUAGAUAAAGAUCACUUGUGCUGGUGGUGCCAGCCAGUGGCUGCCUGUCGGAAGCCAAGUACUCUGCUAGUGAGUUUGCCCAAGUGGCUUUUGAGUUUCAUGAAGUGACCUGUCUUUCAAAAGCAGAAGAGCUGUUCCUCCAUUGCCUUGCUUCUUGGGAGACAAGACUUACUAAGGGAAUUCUGAGCAAGCAGUGUCUGCUAGGUUCCUACUGCUGCUCAGGGAGCUGCAAAGUAAUAGGGAUGGGAGCAAACAAGAUGUUUCCUACAAGGGCAAAAAAAGCUAAUUCUUAACAGCUCAGAAUGAGAAAUCCCACUCUAGGUGUGAUAAUGUCAACAUAGCGAAGCAGAAUCUUGGCAAGUUCCAAAGCACACAGUGACUCUCACUCCCUUUGCUAAGGACUUCAAUAGCAACAACUUAGAAGCCUUCUGAAAUCAGUGUUACAUGAAAAGGUGCGAACAAUAAAAUGUGACGCGCUACUAUAGCAGUGGCCAUAGGCAAUGUUCUCUGAACAUGGGGAGAAGUUCUUUACCAUUUUUCCUGUGUAUAGUCAGAAUAUAUAAACUUAGGGAACACCUGAAGUAAUCACUGGUAUUUUACAUAAUUUAUUCUUCCAUUUCUAGUAAUCUGGUUUAAGAAAGCUUAGGCUUACAAAGAUGUACCUGUUUCAUGCUGAGGAAAAUACUCCAAAAAUGUGUAAGGAAAUAAUGAAAACAACACCACAGCAGCUCUGGGUCUUCAGUACUUUACUAAAUGGUUACAGCCUGUUCCCAUUUUGUGUAUCAUACAUUCCUCUCACAGCACAAAACACUCACUGCAGGGGUAUGACACAUUAAAGAUAACCCCUUGAAAUAAUUCUCAAUCAGCUGCAAGGGUCAAAGCAAGCUUCUAUCAAAAGCUUUUCUUUACCAAUCACAGUGAGUUACAGAACUGAUUAGUCUUUUAGGUAAUCUAGUGCUCGUGUGCACAGCCAGAGCUGGUGCUCCACCAAAACACUGGGCAUUAAAAAAAAACUUUUUGUUUUAUGAAAACCUGAAGUGUUUGUAUAAAAACUUUCAUUUUGGAAGAAAAUUAUGGUUGUUCUACCCUAGUUGUAUAAUACAAUACAAACCCAUGAGUUCUGUACAACAAUAAAUAGGCUG